This is a messenger RNA of Colletotrichum higginsianum IMI 349063, 888 nucleotides long. RefSeq lists its product as uncharacterized. The transcript has 3 exons. NCBI's taxonomy places the organism in Eukaryota, Fungi, Ascomycota, Sordariomycetes, Glomerellales, Glomerellaceae. The record is from RefSeq and is a predicted model, not a curated record. The coding region runs from base 1 to 888 and encodes 295 amino acids.
AUGGAAAAUGAAGAGGAUCUACACCUUAAGUUCACCUACAAGCGGUACAACUGUGAUGGCAUUGAUAUUUGGCUCCAGGCCAUUGACCCUGAGACGGGCGACUCGCUCGUCCACGUCAUUGUCCGUUCUGGGCGCAUCAGAGCUUUCGGGGCGUGCCAACUCCAUCCAACCUGCGGAAACGGGACGGCACGGUUUCAAGGCCACCGCGAGAGGCACAUCUUGUUCAUGCACCAGAACAGGGAGGGUGACAACGGGCUGCAUGUCGCCGCGCGGACAGGGGGGCUGCCGCUGGUGAGGGCAGUGCUGCGUGCCUUUGUGGGCAGGGACACGGACGACGGGGCGAACACCCCGGGGGAGUUUGACCGAAAUGAGCUGCCCGGGGACAACGGGCGAAUGUUCUCCUGGCAGGCGAAGAGGAUCCUGUUCAUGGAAGCGAGAAACAGGGCGGGAAAAACUGCCGCAGAUGAGGCUCGGCAUCAUGGACACAAGGAGGGGCUCACGGCUAAGGGAGGGUUUAUUGAGGAUGGCAAGACGGUGUCGGCUGAUACACCGUCUGCUGGACACGGCGACAGAGGAUGUGAGUUGGGUGGCGAGAUAUGGACGAUUGGAGAUCCGGGUGGUGUACUUGGCACCUCGAGUGGCCGAUCUGUGGAGGUUGAGGUUGACUGGUUUUCACUCAUCUCUCCUCCCAUCGCCAAUUCGGUGUCAUCUGCCCUUGUUGGUGGUGACAGUCUGUCAUAUCGCUCCGAGGGAGAGAGGGCAGCUGGCCACAGUAUCCUGAAGGACCUGAAAGAGCUGGCGGCACUCUUCGUACUGUUCGGCGAGAAGCUUUUCCAGAUGUUAAUCAUCCUAGGCCUAGUUUACAGCAUCCAACGCAGAGGCAAAUAA